AUGACUUAUUACAACAACACAACACAACUGACGGUUUAUUACUGUUGGGAUUCUGACGACGAUUUGGCCUUUUCUGUGGCCGUCUAUCAGCUAUUCGUGAUCACAUCACGGAGUGGCAGUCGAAAGGAGCACCUAAUAUGUUGGCCAACACUGAGACAUCACAAACAAAAUAUAGAUAAUACCACUUCUUCUAACUCACACUCAAAUACAUCAGACAUUACAAGAGGUCGCAAACAGGUGAUCAAGAUGUUACUGUUGAUAGUGAUCCUAUUCAUGCUGUGUUGGGGCCCGCGAUUGGUGAUGAAUGUGUUGAUAAAGUUAGGUCUACAGAGUUUCUCGCACUCGGCCUAUACGGCCAGAAUCGCCUGCUAUUUGCUGUCAUUCAUUCACUCAGCGCUCAAUCCCUUCGUUUACGGUCUUAUGUCCAGUAAUUUCCGGCGAAUG
This is a messenger RNA of Oppiella nova, 444 nucleotides long. The record is from the annotation of a GenBank genome assembly. NCBI's taxonomy places the organism in Eukaryota, Metazoa, Arthropoda, Arachnida, Sarcoptiformes, Oppiidae.